Messenger RNA from Postia placenta MAD-698-R-SB12, 3743 nucleotides. RefSeq names its product glycosyltransferase family 2 protein. The transcript is spliced from 4 exons. Bases 1 to 3408 code for a protein of 1135 amino acids. Gene Ontology annotation, molecular function: chitin synthase activity. Gene Ontology annotation, cellular component: cell periphery; cell septum. NCBI's taxonomy places the organism in Eukaryota, Fungi, Basidiomycota, Agaricomycetes, Polyporales, Adustoporiaceae. The record is from RefSeq and is a predicted model, not a curated record.
AUGUCUAAUCGUGUCCGAUACAACGACCCUGACGUCCCCGUACCAACAAGCCGCGCUCUCAAUCCCGCGACCACGACCAUCCGCCGCGCGAAAACGCUUACACGGCCUGAGCGAAGCGUUGCACCCGUUCCGCUUAUCAACCCCCAGUCCGCGCAUCUACCCACCGGCUCUCAAGUCCGCGCAGAAGACGAAACGCUCGAUGCCUGGCGCAUAUUCUCCCGCGUUGUCACGUUCUGGGCUCCCUCUUCAGUUUUGCAUUCCAUCGGCGGGCUUGAUGAUAAACAUAAGGUCCAGGCAUGGCGGGAGAAGAUGGCCCUGUGCUUCAUUAUCUCCUGCCUUUGCGCUAUAAUUGGCUUCAUCACUGUCGGCCUCCAGAAGGUCCUCUGUCCCGCGACAGAUCAGAUCAAUACCGGCCGGUACGUCAGCUUAGGCACUGCGAAUGGUGUCCUGGGCGUGCAGGGCUGGAUGAUGAACGUAACGAAGUAUGGCGACAUAUCCGGGGCGAACUUCACCGCGCUUGUAGAGACACCUGGUCAAGACAUCACGACCCUGUUCGAACGCGAGGCGGCAGAUUAUCCUGCCUGCAAUGGCCUGUCCUUCCGUGCUGCUGCAGAGGCUCCCUGCACUGCCAGCGUGACAAAGUGUUCCCUGGGUUCAUUAACAUCCAGCACUACGUUCUCUUCCCUUGGCCUUGUCAACACGAGUUUUAUUGUCGGCUAUGACUGGGACCAAGUGGCCGCAUUAGAGAACUAUUUCGUUAUUGACGGUGCGGUUCUCAACAUGAACAGCUACAUGCUACUGCACCCAGAUCCAAUCCCUACCGACGCCCUCGACGCCGCGAUCCGGAGCGUAUUGCAGGCCCCUGGAAACAGCGGACGGGACGGAACACGUCUAUUCUACUACCGCCCAAACAUCCGCCAGGCAGUCCCAUGCAUGAUGCAGCGCUACUACGCCGGAAACAUUGACAAGAUCACGCCCGGAUGCCUCCUCUCCCAGCUCGUCUUGUACGCAGGGCUGAUCGUUGUGCUCGGCCUCGUCCUCAUCCGGUUUGUGAUGGCAUGCGUAUUCUCGUGGUUCGUAUCCGAACGACUGUGCAGCCCGCCGGACCGUCGCGAGCUCAAUCGCCACGCUAUCAGUCCCGCCGUCCUUCCCGAAGGCGCGAACAUAUCAGUUGACAACGUCAACGGGACUGCCCCAUGGGCAGGUCCGGGAAGAUCGAAGAAGCUGGGGAAGCCAAAAGGCGAGAGGUCACUCACCUCGUCGGCCUCAACUCUUGUCAACGGCGAAUCCUCACAGCCCAUCAUGAGCCUCGCGCAGAUCGGCGCUGAGCUCUUUGCAGUCUGCUUGGUGACCUGUUAUUCUGAAGGCGAGGAGUCACUGCGCACUACUCUGGAUUCGAUUUCGAGCACCACGUACGCGGAUUCCCGAAAACUAUUGUUCAUCGUUGCAGAUGGGAUGAUCACCGGUGCUGGGGAGAAGAAGAGUACGCCGGACAUUUGUGUCAGCUUGUUGGAGCCGGAUCCAAGAUUUGGCAACCCCGUCCCAAUGAGCUACGUUGCGGUGGGCGCAGGGGCAAAGGCAGAAAACAGGGCGAUGGUGUAUGCCGGACAUUACACCGUUGCUGGACGUCGAACGCCAGCUGUCAUCAUCGUCAAGUGCGGCACCGAGGCCGAGGCCGCUACUGAGAAAAAACCGGGAAAUCGCGGGAAGCGCGAUAGUCAACUUAUCCUGAUGAACUUCUUCUCUCGCGUUACAUACAAUGACAGAAUGACGCCUUUCGACUAUGACCUUUUCCGCAAGAUACACGUUUUGAUGGGAGUGACGCCGGAUUUCUUUGAAGUCUGCUUGAUGGUUGAUGCCGACACCAAAGUGUUCCCGGACUCGCUGUCGUACCUCGUCAAUUGUAUGCACCACGAUCCGAUGGUCAUGGGUGUCUGUGGAGAAACACGUAUCGCAAACAAGCGGCAAUCAUGGGUGACCGCGAUUCAGGUCUUCGAGUACUUCAUUUCCCAUCAUAUGGCAAAGGCGUUCGAAUCUGUCUUCGGUGGCGUCUCUUGUCUCCCUGGGUGCUUCUCCAUGUUUCGUCUCAAGGCACGGAAGGCGUCUGGUGACGACUGGGUUCCCCUCAUCACAAAGCCGGAAAUCUGUCAGCAGUACAGCCAGAGUAUUGUCACGACCCUGCACCAGAAGAAUCUCCUGCUACUCGGCGAGGACCGCUUCCUUACCACUAUCAUGUUCCGGACAUUCCCCAACCGGAAGAUGCUAUUCUUGCCACAAGCGCGCUGCCGGACAGUUGUACCAGAUACAUUCUCUGUGCUGCUGUCGCAGCGCCGGCGUUGGAUCAAUUCGACCAUUCACAACCUCAUGGAGCUCGUCCUCGUUCGGAAUACCUGCGGGACGUUCUGCUUCAGCUCGCAAUUCGUGGUCUUCAUGGACUUGCUCGGAACAGUCGUCCUUCCAAUUGCCAUUGCUCUUACGUACAUGCUUAUCAUCAGCAUGGCCUUCAACCCGCCCAAGACAUUCGAGGAGGCCAUCCCUCUGAUGCUGCUCGGUGCUGUGCUCGGUCUGCCGGGUGUCCUGAUCAUGUUGACCACUCGGAAGGUAGUGUAUGUCUUCUGGAUGUUGAUAUAUCUCCUCGCGCUUCCUGUGUGGAAUCUCAUCCUUCCUGUAUACGCAUUCUGGCACUUCGACGACUUCUCAUGGGGUGAAACGAGAAAAGUCGAAGGCGAAGCCAAGAGCGAAGGGCAUGAUAGUGGUGGCACUAUCAUUGCUGGCGCUGCUGUCCCUCUUCGCCGCUGGGAAGACUGGGAACGCUCGCGCCUCCGCAAGCUUCGCCGGGAAGAGAGACGCCAAAGAGAACUCGACCGUAUGCAGAACCACUACAUGACUGCCAACGGCGAAUUAGGCGUGCGGGUCGAUAGUCAAUAUUCCUCCGACACGGUGUCCAUUGCCUCAUCAGAUGACGACCAAUGGGGCGCGCAAAUAGGCGGCUACAACGAGAACAGCGCGGCGUACCCACCACCGCCUGUUGGACUCAUGCAGCACGGAUUCCAGAGCGCCGAAUCCGUCGCAGGCUCUGACCUCAUGGCUAAGCUGGAGGUCGGCUUCGACGACGAGCCAUCACCACCCGGGUCGCGCGUGCAAUCACAAGCCCCGCGAUAUCAGCUAUCAGACCGAUCGACACAGGGCACGAAGGGCUACGCGGCGCUCUCGCGUUCCGCGUCACCAGGGCUUCCUGUUCCUCGCGACCACAACAUCUCGCCGGUGUCCCCAGUGCGGUCCACGGACGGAACCAGCACCGCGAUUGGGAGCGAUUGGAAGACACAUGCGAAGAAACGGAGCGUGGGGCGGUCACAGACGCAAGAGUACGGCCCUCUGGGACCUUUGGACCCAUCUGCGCGGAUUUGAGUGCCGUGCAGAUGUUGCAUUUUCGCUGUUCGUUUAAUGUUUUACUAGGUAUACCCGUCUGUCUUUAGCGGUUGCGGGACCGAUUCUUGCCAUCUACUACUCUAGCAUAGCCGGCCAACAGGCUCGUAUAGCAUUGUCACAUAUACCAUCCGCACUCCGAGUCCCCCUGCCCUUUGCAUUACAUACCUGCCGCCUGCGAUGCAUACGAUUCUUGCCCUGUUGGAUUCCUCCCCGACUCCAUUGUAUAUAGCCCUAGAUGUCGUGGGUCGGCCGGUUGUUACAACACUGUAGUGAUUUCCUGAUCACCUAGGUAUUAAUACACUCUGUUUAUCAUC